Cynoglossus semilaevis (tongue sole) is the source of this 3279-nucleotide messenger RNA. RefSeq names its product glial fibrillary acidic protein (gene gfap). The coding region runs from base 767 to 2143 and encodes 458 amino acids. Lineage: Eukaryota; Metazoa; Chordata; Actinopteri; Pleuronectiformes; Cynoglossidae. Gene Ontology annotation, biological process: regulation of chaperone-mediated autophagy; intermediate filament organization. Gene Ontology annotation, molecular function: structural constituent of cytoskeleton. The transcript has 10 exons. Gene Ontology annotation, cellular component: cytoplasm; cell projection; intermediate filament. The record is from RefSeq and is a predicted model, not a curated record.
GAAUUUAAAUUUUUAUUUUGAAAAAACAAAAUCAUGACUCUGCAGCAUCCACGUCCUUGAGAGGAGAGAAGUCACAGCUUGACGUCCACGCUCAGUCCAGCUGAUUGUUUUCAGCUGUGACUCACUAAUUAGUAGGUUAUCAGCACAGCUGGAACGGAUGGAGUGAUGAUUAACGGAAAAAAAAGGUACUUUUGAAAUUGGUUUGAAAAUUGUCCAAACCAUCCAAACCUUAUCAUCCCCCACUCAGAUGUUUCUAGUCUUGUUUUUUGUCACAUGAAAAUCUCAGUGUCUUCUCCUCUACUCGGGGUUCACAGGUGGAAUCUGUGUCCAUAUUAGCAGAGAGUAGAGGUGCCAGGUCCUGCUUGUGUUUGUCUGCCCAGUCUGUGAGAGCACAUGUGUGGUCAGGUUGGACCGGCGACCAAAGCCCGUCACACGAAUUCCUUUUCAUUCAGCUGGAGUUGAAAAGAAGAGACGGACAAAAAGAGGGUGAAAGUAGAAGCGAGAGGGAGUGAGUCAGUGGCUGGGGGAGGAGGAGGAGGAGGAGUGGGGAAUGUUAGGUUGAGUUGACGAACACACACAAUCCCUGGCAUACAGCUUUUCUGAGUGUCGUGUAAACCUCCCCUUCACUCUCCCUUUUUGUGCCUGUCACACAUGUCCACCCGCCCUCCUCUCUGCCCCACCCUGUGGCCCCUCUGCUGUGGAGUUGGGGGUUUGUCUGCUUCUAUAAAAGCUCGGUUUGCGCCCCAGAUGAGCUUCGUCCCCCGUCAUGGAGAGUCAGAGAAUCCAGUCCUCGUACAGGAAGCGCUUCGGGCCUCAGGGCUCCAGCGCCUCAGCAAGCAGAAUUGGGAGCCUUUCUUCCAGCCGUUUAUCCUGGCACGGCACCCCUCGUACCUUCACCCACUCCAGCCCCGUAUCCAGGGUCUCCCUGGGCUCGGCCAGCACGCUGCACCUCCUGGGGAGUCCGGUGGACCGGCUGGACUUCACGGCAGAGUCCCUGAUGAAAGCCCAGUUCAAGGAGACCCGCACCAACGAGAAGAUGGAGAUGAUGGGCCUGAACGACCGCUUCGCCAGCUACAUUGAGAAGGUUCGUCUCCUGGAGCAGCAGAAUAAGAUUCUGGUAGCUGAACUGAACCAGCUGAAGGGGAAGGAGCCCAGCCACGUGGGAGACAUCUACCAGGAGGAGCUGAGGGAGCUGCGGCGGCAGGUGGACUCUCUCACUGCUGGGAAAUCCAAGUUGGAGAUAGAGAGGGACAACCUGGCUGCAGAUCUGGCAACACUGAAGCAGAGAUUGCAAGAUGAGAACGGACUCAGACAGGAUGCAGAGAACAAUUUGAACACUUUCAGACAGGACGUGGAUGAUGCAGCUCUGACUCGUGUCCAGCUGGAGAGAAAGAUCGAUGCCCUGCAGGAUGAAAUAAACUUCCUGAAGAGGAUUCAUGAUGAGGAGGUGCGUGAGUUACAAGAGCAGAUCAUGGCUCAGCAGGUCCACGUUGAACCAGAUGUGUCCAAACCAGACCUGACCACUGCUCUGAGAGAGAUCAGGGUCCAAUACGAGACCAUGGCCUCCUCCAACAUGCAGGAGACGGAGGAGUGGUACCGAUCCAAGUUUGCUGACCUGUCAGAUGCAGCCAAUCGCAAUGCAGAAGCCCUGCGUGUAGCUAAGCAAGAGUCUAACGAGUAUCGUCGCCAGAUCCAAGUGCUGACCUGUGACCUGGAGGCUCUGCGCGGGACGAACGAGUCUCUGGAACGUCAGCUCAGGGAGAUGGAGGACCGCUUUGCCAUAGAGACCGCUGGUUACCAGGACACUGUGAGCCGCCUGGAGGAGGAGAUCCAUGCCCUGAAGGAGGAGAUGGCCAGGCACCUGCAGGAGUACCAGGACCUCCUCAAUGUCAAGCUGGCCCUGGAUAUUGAGAUCGCCACCUACAGGAAGCUUCUGGAGGGAGAAGAGAGCAGGAUCACCAUUCCAGUGCAGAGCUUCGCCAAUAUGCAGUUCAGAGACACUAAUCUGGACACCAAAACCUCUGAGGCUCAUGUGAAGAGGAGCAUCCUGGUUCGAACAGUGGAGACCAGAGAUGGAGAGGUAACACACUGCACCUCGGCCCCAGUACCAACAGAGGCCAGUGUUGAACCCUUCUAUCAUUAAAGAUACGACUACAGAACGCAAAGAUCUGCCGUAAAGAUCAACGAGCUCCACAAAUCCACGUCGUCAGUGAUCAACCAGAGAAUUCUAAAAGCAUGUUACAUUUUUUUUCUUUUCCUUUCCUGUUGUCAUCGUUUUCUUCUGUCAGUAUCAACAUUAGAAUAAAUCGUUAAGUGUUUCUAAUUAAAUUAGGACUGUGGAAUACUCACCAAAAAAAUCACAAAAAUAAGUCUGUAUUUGGAUUCAAGCCUUUUAUUUUAACCAAUAACUUUAAGCUGCAGAUUUCUCUGUGCUUACAGUAGGAACGUAGUUUAUUUCAGUUGAUAACAUUGGGAUUCUGUUACUUUAACUCUGACAACCAGAUUUUAAGCAUUGAUUCAGAUUAGCUAAGACGUAGAGACUGUGAUCAGCUAAUACCCAGUGUGGAGGAUGUCGACGUGUGGUUACUCUGUAUGUGAAAUUUGGUAACGUUGGAAAAAAGAACCAGGAGGGAACCUGUUGAGUUUGCAGAUGUAAGAGUUGGGUGUUUGGGUGUUGAGUGAGAGAUUUGUGUACGUUAGUGUGGCAGAACGACAGAUAAAUCUGGGCUGGUUUUUGUGUUUUGUUUCUUUUUUUUGUUGUUGUUGUUGUUGCUGUGUUUUCUACUCUCGACUGGUGCUAUUUUUUUUUCAGUUUUCAGCUGUAGUUGCUGCCUCUGCUUGGUAUUUGCACAGAAAAUAUCCUGCCCACCGGCACUAGUGUGAUAUUAGAUCUGUUCUCAGGUUCAAACUGGGUCAAACAAUGUUUUUGUCUUUCCUCGUACGACCCUUUUCAGAUGAACACAGAUGAGAGGCAUCUCAUCUAGGAUUUUCAAAAUUCAGUUGGGUUUUGACUACUGACUACAUACUGUAUUCAGAAACUACUUUUACUACUACUACUACCGACACCUUCUGUACCUUAUGUUCUGUGUUGUUUAUUCUGUCGAGGACAGUGAAGACCCUGGAGGAGGUUGUCUUCAAAAGUCACUUAUUUUACUUCACUCUCUUCAAUCAAAUUGCAAAAUCAAUAACUCGACUCCAGCUGAUUACACUGCUGUCGACUGGCUUCAUGUCCACGAUGUUGCAGAUGCUGAGACUGACGUUUUUUUAAAUUUCUUCGUA